Messenger RNA from Acaulospora morrowiae, 330 nucleotides. The record is from the annotation of a GenBank genome assembly. NCBI's taxonomy places the organism in Eukaryota, Fungi, Glomeromycota, Glomeromycetes, Diversisporales, Acaulosporaceae.
AUGAUUAAUAAACUAGCCUACCUGAAUUCACAAAACUUUGCUUUACAAAAACAUAUUGUCCUGAAAUCUCGCGGAAGUCGACAGCCAUAUGCCAAAAAGGCGUGUGAAAACUGUCGAAGAUCGAAAACUAGAUGUUGUUCAGAUGGAAAUAUAAUUCAAGAUAAAGCUGAAAUAAAGAAGUGUGAUCGGUGUCGGAAACGUAACCUGAAAUGUGAAUUUUCCAAUAAGAUAAAAAAGCGGGGCCCAAAAGCAAAAAAUCCAACAACGUCUGAAGGAAAUUUAAAAAAUUCGAAGAUGUUGGUAGAGAACAUUAUUAACAAUACAUUAUAA